This is a messenger RNA of Durusdinium trenchii, 1756 nucleotides long. The record is from the annotation of a GenBank genome assembly. Lineage: Eukaryota; Dinophyceae; Suessiales; Symbiodiniaceae.
ACAAAAUCCAACAUCUGGCAAAGUGAUAGCCUUUGCCAUGGGUGAGACUGCAAAGUCUCAAAGCAAGGAAGUGAAAAAGAAGGAAGUAAAGAAAAAAGAGGCAGCACCAGCAAAGACACCUGCGAAGGCAGAGAAGCCAGCUGCCAAGGUUGAUAAAAAGGAUGAGAAGCCCGAGAAGAAGGCAACCGAGAAGAAGGUGGUGAAGCCAAAGGUGGAUGAGAAGGAGAAGGAGAAGCCAGUGGUGAAGAAGGACACCAAGGCAAAGGCUCCCGAAGCGAAGACGGAGACCAAGGGCGACAAGGCCAAGGCGACCAAAGCCAAGCCAAGCGAAGAGGCUAGCAAGAAGCGAAAGAAGGAAGAGAAGGUCGUGAAAGCCAAAGAGCCAGAGCCCGUGGACGACCUGGAUGAUGAUGACCCUCGGACCAUGCAGGAGGGCGUGGUGGAGGUGGAAGAGGCUCCACGAAGUAAGCCCAAGGGCGCUUGUGCAGCGGAGGCUUUGGAUGAAGACGAAGCUCCGAAGAAUGGCCGAGCCACGAAGAGCUCCAAGAAGCUUGGCCAAGCUGAUCGGAGCCGAAGUCGAGACAAGGGUAAGGAGGAAGAGAGGGUGGAGAAAGCUGAGAAAGCCAAGGCAAAGGAUGGAAAGGAGAAGGAGAAAGGCAAGAGCAAAGCAAAAGUCAAGGAGAAGGAAAGGCAACAGGAGAGCUACAGUGAUGAGGAAUCCAGUGAAGGCUCGGCCAGAAGGAGGCAAAAGCGGCGCGCUGAUGCUGGGCUGAAGGCAGCCUCAGGUUUCAGCCUCGCUCCGCCCCCCGCGGCUGAGCCGUCGGUGAUGGGCCCGGCUGGGCCGCCGAACGCCUUGGGCGUGCUCCCCAGCGUCCCGGCGCCGGUGCAGAGCCUCUUGGGCACCGAUGUGACCUCCGAGUUGGUUCGCAUGCGCCAGGCGGUGGAGGCCGCGACUGGAAAGCCUGUUGAGCCCAGGUUAAGGCUUGACCAGAGAGAGGAGGAACAAGAAACUAAGCUGAAGAUGACGGAUGAGCUUAGAGAUGGUUUGCUCGACCCGGCCAACCAGAAGCAGCUGCUUGCAAGAACUAGUUUGCUGUCUGCCACCUUAGCAGAGGAUGGCCAGGUAGUGCUUCGAGCUCCUUCAAAGCAAGCUCUCAAGGAUGCCAUGUCGAUCUUGGCUCGAGUUGCGCAUCAUUGUCAGUGGGGCUGCAAUCCGACCAAAGUAGGAUUGCUCCUGCGUGAAAAGCCCGACAAGCCGGUUCACACGGUGGUGGUGCGACUUGCUGCCACGUCCAGCCGCAUGUCCACGCAGGAGGGCCGAGUGAAUCAAAGGCUGGAGAAACUGCGAGUGGGCACGGACUCGGCUCAGUGCCAGAUCACUGUCGAGCCGAUCGCUGGAAUCUCCCGGAAGCAUUUCACCAUCACCUUCGAGCACGACAAGGGCGGCUGUUAUGUUCAGGACAUGUCGACCAACGGCACACGCCUGAACGGCAAGAGGUUGCCGAGACCGCCCUAUAAGCACCCAAUGGAUGCCCGCGUCCGCAUCUUCCACGGAGAUGAGUUGGUGUUGGCCAUCACCCCCGAUGGAGAAGAGCUGGGCUUCGUGGUCAAUCUUCUGGAGCUGAGUGGCUGAUCGAUGCCUAGAGAGGCUGCGUUGCCAGCUGAAAGGAGCUGUAGAGGUGUCUUUUUUUCACUGCCAUAAAUAGUCGUGGUCGUGGUGAAGCAGUGCUCCACAUGGUGAGUGCGGUAUUGUCGU